AUGCUUAGGUAUCGUUGGACGGAGAGCAAGGGUGUUCUGGCCGCGCGGCCAGAAUCAGCCCUCAACGUAGGGUACGUAGCGUUGCGCACGCGCCUCAAACAGCCAUUACACCACCACAUUUGGGGCUUAUUAGGGCCGAUGGUCAGCCGUGGUUUCAGGUUAAAAUGCAAUAAUUUAAGGAACAGAUUGGUAGUUUCAGUCAACAAAGAGAAAGAGGAAGAGAAAGAGAAAGAGAAAGAGAAAGAGAAAGAGAAAGAGAAAGAGAAAGAGAAAGAGAAAGAGAAAGAGAAAGAGAAAGAGAAAGAGAAAGAGAAAGAGAAAGAGAAAGAGAAAGAGAAAGAGAAAGAGAAAGAGAAAGAGAAAGAGAAAGAGAAAGAGAAAGAGAAAGAGAAAGAGAAAGAGAAAGAGAAAGAGAAAGAGAAAGAGAAAGAGAAAGAGAAAGAGAAAGAGAAAGAGAAAGAGAAAGAUACAUGUAAAUAUACUAGCCCAAGUGACAAUGCUGAGAAGUUCGAUGGUGAAUUCAAUAAUUUUCUAAAGGAUUUGGGGACAUUUAUAUAUAAAGGUAAAGAUUCAUCAGAUGCUACUAAACGAGUCGAGCACAUUCGUUACACGACGGUUCCUGUCAAGAAUUACAGGAAAAGUCAACGUACGGCGCAUAGCGUUCUGCGUGCGCCUCAAAGAGCCAAUAGACCACCAAAGACGGGGCCCCAUAGGGCUGAUGUUCAGCCGGGGUUGCGGGAUAAGCGCAAUGAGGCACCGCGACCUCGGCCUACAGCAGGAGAAGGAACAGGGGGAAUAGAUAGAUAUAGAUACAGUCAAGCCGAUAGGAAAGAGGUACAAAACAGCAAACCACAAAAUCGGGCGACUGAUGUCAUGGCUAGAAGAAUGCAACGUCAAAAAGAAAUGGUUGUUGUGAUGCGCAACACGUCUGCUCUUGUUGUAUCAAGGCAACAGCUCUGUGAACCUUUGACACUUCCAAUCACUGCUAAUACUACAAAAUGA
Messenger RNA from Spodoptera exigua (beet armyworm), 1002 nucleotides. NCBI's taxonomy places the organism in Eukaryota, Metazoa, Arthropoda, Insecta, Lepidoptera, Noctuidae. The record is from the annotation of a GenBank genome assembly.